CUCUGAUAGGAUCGCUGCCUCACCGUUUCUAAGAGCCCAGGUAAUACGAUUCAAAGCAGGGCAGUGGGGCUGUGCUUGUUCAUCGACGUGCCGUCGCCAAGAGAGCCAAGUCUCCAACCACGAAGUACAAUUGGAGGACUACUCUCGACGUCACGAUGGCUUCAAUCAGGCUGGCUGUGUGCUGUACGAUCAGGCCUGCAGUCACCGGUCAGUGAUCCGCAGGCAGGCGAUAUUACUCUGUCAUAAUUCCCACCGCUCGCUUUUGAUCUCACAUAUAAGUUGGCACUCGCAGGACUCUUUUUCUUAACAACAUCAUACUACACCUCAUCUCAGCUUUACUUUGCACCAAAAUCAUACUCAUCACCGAAUUGUCACUGUUGGCAAAUCUUACGCAAACUCAAGUGCAAUCAACAACAACCUCAUUCCGCACACCCAACUCCACGAAUUUCACGUCCAACCACUCACGACUCUCAAUCAUGAAGUUCGCUGCAGCAACAACUCUGCUCUUCGCAACUCUCGCGCUCGCGAGUCCAGCACCCAUUGCUCAGCCAGAAGCACUCGCGCAACCCAUCGAGGUCAAGACAAACACCAACAUGGCACCUGAGAUCGAUGCACGAACACUCGAAGCCCGCAAGAAGCCCAAGAUACCCAAGACUAGCGACGGUAACAGCACGUCGAGUGCCAUCGUGUCCAUGACACCGAGUCGCGCUGUGCAACUUGGUGCGUUGGGCCUUGGCGUAGUAGAAGCCGUCAGACUGUGGACAUAGCUUGGACUCUAGGAGAUGAUGCAGGGGAAAUGCAGCUACACUGUAAAUUGGAGGAUGGGUUGUAACGUCUUCAUGUCUAUGUUUUUUUUCUGUUUCCAUCACGCGCGAUACCACCUUUGCGUCAGCUAUACUGUAACAUAAUGACGAAUUUAAAUGUCCACAC
Messenger RNA from Dothidotthia symphoricarpi CBS 119687, 930 nucleotides. RefSeq lists its product as uncharacterized. The transcript has a single exon. The record is from RefSeq and is a predicted model, not a curated record. The coding region runs from base 477 to 767 and encodes 96 amino acids. Lineage: Eukaryota; Fungi; Ascomycota; Dothideomycetes; Pleosporales; Dothidotthiaceae.